This is a messenger RNA of Neurospora crassa OR74A, 590 nucleotides long. RefSeq lists its product as hypothetical. NCBI's taxonomy places the organism in Eukaryota, Fungi, Ascomycota, Sordariomycetes, Sordariales, Sordariaceae. The record is from RefSeq and is a predicted model, not a curated record. The transcript is spliced from 2 exons. Bases 28 to 387 code for a protein of 119 amino acids.
CUUUGUCGUUGAUUUUCGUGAUAAUCAAUGGAUUUAUUCCAUGCUCUGAUCCGGACUCACCACAUCACCUCCCGCAAAAAGGUCGCGCACCUCCGAAAAGCGGCCGGCCAGUUGAACUGCUAUGCGCUCCUCCGAAGCGGGGGCUGUCCUGGCAUCAUGUAUUGCAAAGGUAGCGAGGAAGCCGUCAAGGGGUGGGUGUCCACCGUUCAAAGACUGAGAUACAAGGACUUCCAUCUGGCUUCGAAGCCUGCUCUAAUAGAGACCAAGUCGGCCCGGUUUAGUGACCCAGCGGGGCUGUUCGAGGUGGAAACAGUGAAGGAGUUCGCUGCUGCCAUGGAGAAGAGGGGGCUUUCCCGAUGGUGGCAGCAAGCCAUGGGCUUCUCGUGAAGUGUACACAACGAAGGGAAUGCCCGAGUAGGAUGUGAGGAGAAAGUCUCGAAAGUGGGCUGAAGACCCAGACAACGACGGCAACCUAAGGAACGGCAUGGCGAUAAGGCUGGAUGAAACGUACACUACAUAGGUACAGGCAUCGGAGCCAUGCAGUUGACGGAUGCAGGGCUGAAGAGAAACAAGCGAAAGUGAGGUGCCAA